Molecule: messenger RNA, 1890 nt
Organism: Prorocentrum cordatum
Lineage: Eukaryota; Dinophyceae; Prorocentrales; Prorocentraceae
Source: the annotation of a GenBank genome assembly
AUCACCCCAGUCGCCCAAUCCCUCCAACCUCUUCCGCCCCCCACAGCGGUUCGGCCCCCCGCCCUGGCCUCCGAUGUUCGUGGCGCCAGCCAUCGCACAGCCGCCAGCCCCGUUGGCGCCCCCCUCGGCGCCAGCCGCCGCCCGCGGCGCCGCGGAGGCUCGAGGGUUGCCCGCGGGCGCGGGCGCCGCUGCCUCGGGCUUCCGCCCUUGCGCCGCGGCAGUGGUCACCGGUGGUUUCUUCGCCGUCGUCGAGGCGCGACGGCGCCAUCGGCGCCAGCGCCGCCUCCACGACGUCGCUGCCGCGGGCCGCGGCGCGUGCGCGCGGUGCGCGGCGGGGGCGACGGUGGUCGCCGAGCCAGCAGAGGAUUCACCAAGCCAGGACGAGGUUGACCUGCCACCCGCGCUCCGCGGCGGCAGCCUGUGGAGCGAGUUCGGGGUGCACCCGCCGCUGGGGAGCUCCGCGCUCCAGCUGCGACGAUUCCCUGACCGGGGCCUCGGCUGGGUGGCGACGCGGGACAUCGAGGAGGGCGAGGCGCUGCUCGCAGUGCCUUUAAAAGAUAUUCUGUGCGCGCCGAUGGGGCCCGACUCCGAGGCGGAACUCGCCGCCGCGUUGCUGCAGGUACUCGGCGAGGGCCCCCGCUUCGACGGCAGCCCUGGGAAGGAACCCGUCGACGAGAUUUGGAGCAAAUACACGGGCGCGGCGUUCCCGUCGGCACCGGCCGGCGCAGCCCUCACUUGGAACGAGGCCGACAUAGAGGCGCUAGAGUUCCCCAGCGUGGUGGGGCAGCUCAAAGCCUACAGGGCCCACCUGCUCCAGUCCGCCGAGCAGGUGGCCGCCUUUACCGGCGCGCCGCUGGACAGGUGCACGUGGGCCGUCAACGCCGUUGUGACCCGCUCCUUCGGCGAGGACCACCUCGGCCGGGUGCUGGCCCCAUUCGCCGACCUGUUCAACGACAGGCCCAUGGCACCGGCGAUCUGGGCGGCCAAGCGGGCGAUGAACCCCGAGUACCCCGUGACCGCGUGGACCUUCGCGGAGACGGAUGGAGAGGACGGCCAAAAGUGGUUCUUGAUGCGGUCCAUGGCUCCUGUGGCAGUGGGCCAAGAGGUCGCCAUCUGCUACGGCGAGGGCUCCCACGCCGAGGUGCACGUGUUCUCCUCGCCGGCCGAGCUCGUGGAGGCCGUGGCGAACUUGUCGGGCCGCACACACUCCAUGGAGCCGCGGCUCGAGUUGCUGACUAACGCCACCAACGCCGCGGCGCCGCUCGCGGUCCGGCCCGGCGGGCUGGGCGCUUCCGCCCAUUUGCUCAGCUGCAUGGAGGUUGCGCUGGUCGACGACGUGGACUUGCCGAGCGUCCGGGAGGUCUGGUCGAUCGGCGCGGGGCACGCGGUCCUCCAGCCCGGCGUCCCAGAGGACCGGCGCGCGGCUCUGCGGAAGGAGGUGCUCGAGCUCGCGAGCCAAGUCGUCACCCAGAGGCUGUCUGAGCUGACCCCAGCGAGCGCGGACGAGGAUGAAAUCAGGGACACCGAGGCCAAGCUCGCCGCAGGAGCCGAGAGCGAGGACGGCGUUGGCCUUAGCAGCAGAGGCGAAGAGAGGUUGCGCCGGCGCCAUUUGGCAGCUAGGUUCCGGCUCGGUGCCAAGGGCGUGUUGUCCCAGUUCCUCAGGAGGGCCGCCGAGGACGAACCCACGUUCUAGCAACUUCGAGUUUCAAGUCUGAGCCGCCCUCUGCCUCUGCGUCUCCGCGCGCCAGCCGUGUUGUUUGGGUUUCGAAGCGGCGGCCGCAGCGCGCGGCGCGGAUCGCGGCCACAACCCGACGGCGACCGCAGCAGACCGUCAUCGUCGUUGUCGUUUUCUUUUUUGCUCUCUUCCUCCUCCUCCUCCUCCUCCUCCUC